AAAAAUUAGACUAAUAUUAUUCAAGUAAUAUUCUCAAUCAUUACAAUCAUUUUGAAGUCAUUAUGAUUUAUAUGCUGUUGUCAUAAUUAUACUGGGUUUUUCCUGAAACAUAAUGGUGAUUUUGUUUUGAUAGACUAUAAUUAGUCUUUUAUAAAUUAAAAUUUUUCUUACAAAUUUUCGGUAUGGGGUUGUGGAUAUUGUUGAAUGUCACUGAAAUCAUAAACCGUUCCUAGUUAGACCACCAACAAUCAAAUUCAAUAACCUUCACAACCCCAUACAGAAAAUCAUAAUGUGCUUACUAGUGACUAGCUGUCAGAAGAAAUUUCCGGAGUUCUAGUGAAAAGCCGUGACCGAUGAAACUAAUCCGUGUCGGGUGUGAGGUAGUUACCUACCUUAUACAGUGGAAGAUAUUCGUGCGAUGCCAGUGACCGGUUGAAAUUAGACUUUUACACCACUGAAUACCGGCUCAGUGGUCUAUGUGUUAAGCGUUCGCGUGCAAAAUCGAAGGUGUUGGGUUCGAUUUACGCGUGUGGGAUCGUGAAUGCUCACCCCUAAGGAGUCACAUGCUAGGAUGAUAUGGCCAUCCGGUGCUUCUAGGCUUUCAUUGGUGGUCUAACUCAGAUCGCUUUAUGAUUUCAAUUGUUUUUCUUACGUAUUUGAAACCGGGAUGUACAUCUUGUCUUACUUGGAACUCGUUAGGUGAAUGUACCAGCAUUCAGAUUUUACUGUUUCUUCUGAGAUUUAGAUACAGUAUUAUUUAGAUAUGAAGGGGAAUAACCUUUAAAUCAGUGUCCUAUUUGUUGAAAGUCUAGUACUUUGAACGCUGAAAAUUUUCAAGUGAAUAGGUUAUGAUGAGGUAUUUAACUCAGUGUAAUUUACGUUCAGCACUGCUUCCAUAUGGUUGUUAGAGUUAUUAAAAGGUUUUCAAUAUGAUUUUUUAUAUGCUCGGGACUAAAUUUUCACUUAAUACUUCAGGUAUUUAAACCAUCGUAUUGACCUCUAUAUGUUAUCCAUAGGUUACUCAAACCUCAAGACUCUGUCGCUUUCACAAUGACUUCAUUUUAAUGAAAGCAGCUUUAUUUCAUGUGGAAUAAUAUGACUUCAGUAUUCAGAAUCUCAAAACUGCUUACUAUCCUAUGGUUUGCAAUGCUUUCUGCCAUGCUGGAAUACGUCCUUAUCAACAUCACUCUGAGAAUUUUCUAAGUGUUUGAAGCCUUCAUUCGCGCAAUCAUGUUGAUUAUGAUAUCGCACUUACCUCGAUGCCCAAUUCUAGAACUCUGUGGAUAGUAAUCUAUCUAUCAUUCAUAACUGUCUAAGCACUUGACAGAAGUAGUAAUAAAUGCAGUUUGUUACAAUAAGAGAAAUGUGAAGACUUCGUCCCCCGCUUGCAAUAUGAUGGUUGUGCCCAUAUCUAAAUCAGAUUUGUAUUUGGCAGGACGUCUUGUGAACGGUGAGACAUAUUCUAAGUCUGUAUUUUCAUCAGAUUCUACGGACAAUCUCCAUUGCGACUCACCAGCUUCGGAUCUUUACGUUUCCUCCAAUAAUAUGAAACAUUGUCCAAACUCAAUGUUGUGUAUGUACAGAUCUCCCAGUAAAUGCUCAAAAAACUCACAAUCUUUCAUGCAUUCUUUUCAAAAGGAUGGUAAAUUCCCAAAACCUGAAAAUUCUACCGCUGAAACGUGCGCGACUCUUAUUGAUCGUAAUAAAGUGGCUGAAUGUGAAACUGAUGGUAUUUGUUCUUCGGAUUCGGUUGAAAUUAUUACAUUCAAUCCUUCACCAAUCUUGUCAACUUCAAAAAUUACUCAUUUAUCAUCGUCAUCACCAAGUCCAACCAACGAUACUAAAGCAGCUGAGACCAUACCUACUGUUAGUCAGACAUUGAAAUACUCACAUUUAUCUAACCGUGCUUAUCCUUUUGGCAAAGAUUGUCGUUUUGUUUUUUACAAUUCUGAUAGUGAUGAAGAAGAUGCUUACAAUUUAUCUGCACCUUGCCAAACUAUCACUUUACUUAUCAAGGCUCGUCAAGCGCAUAAAGAUAUGUGGACAAAGCGAGCUGAUCGCAUCAAUCGCUUUUUAGCCUGUAGACCUUGUCGUGAAGACCUGAUAUCUAAAAAUAUAAUUCCCAGUACCACUUUAGAAGCACGUACUGAACUGCGGAUUGAUAUUGAAGCGUCACUUGAGCGUCGACUUAAUCAGCGUCCUACAACUGAUGAAUUGAAACAGAAAAACAUCCUUCAUGUGGACACCGAAGAGGUGCGUAAUAAGAUUAAAGAAGAACGAAAGCAAAUUUUAACUCGCAAGCUAUCAUUUCGACCAACUGUUGAAGAGCUGCGUCGACGUAAAAUUAUUCGUUUUAAUGAUUAUGUUGAAGUUAGUGAAGCAGAUGCCUAUGAUCGUCGAGCUGAUAAACCAUGGACUCGUCUAACUCUACGUGAUAAAGCUGAUAUUAGAAAAGAAUUAAACGAAUUCAAAGCAACUGAAAUGGAUGUUCAUGCUGAUAGUCGACAUCACACUCGAUAUCACAAACCAUAGAUGCCUGUCUUCCGCAUCGUGCAAAAUAAUUCAGCGACUGCCGUUCACUUCGUUAUAGAAACUGUACGUUUGUAGUUAUUUUUGAAGCUAAAUCUAGUUUAUUUCUAAAAAUAACCUGACACAUUCGGAGACCGAACAAUUGUACAUAGUGUAAUGACCUGUCAAAAAUGAAAUUUUAUAUUGACUUUCCAAAUUUUAUGGCUCACUUUAUUAUUGAUUAUUGUAUAGUUUAACUCUUUCAUUUCACUGUGAUUAUAAUAAUAGGUUACAAAUACAAAAACUAACUUGACCAAUUUUGGGUCUUUUACAUGAAACCUUGUGUACCAUUUGACAAAGAUAGCUAAGGGAAGUCAGACUAUCUAUCAAGAAGGAUGGAUAAUUAGCAACAUCCUUGUGGCCAGAUGAUAAGAAUCUCGACUCAGACGGUUAAACUUUUAGAAACCAAUUUGUCUAAACUUGGCGUAUGAAAGAAUUAGUACCACUCAUCAAAUCAACCAAGUGGAAUACAGAAAACAUUUUCGGAACAGCUUCCCUGUUGAAUUUAAGUGAUAAUGAAGUUUAUUUUCAUUGCAAAGUUAGCUAGCAGUUGACAAAAAAAGAAUGCAUAUUUAUGCGCUAAAAUCGUGGAUCUUGCACUUUUCAAAUAGUUAUA
Messenger RNA from Schistosoma haematobium, 3184 nucleotides. RefSeq lists its product as uncharacterized. The record is from RefSeq and is a predicted model, not a curated record. Gene Ontology annotation, biological process: actin cytoskeleton organization. Lineage: Eukaryota; Metazoa; Platyhelminthes; Trematoda; Strigeidida; Schistosomatidae. The transcript has 6 exons. Gene Ontology annotation, molecular function: actin binding. Bases 1393 to 2532 code for a protein of 379 amino acids.